Ostrinia nubilalis (European corn borer) is the source of this 2857-nucleotide messenger RNA. RefSeq names its product connectin-like. Gene Ontology annotation, molecular function: protein binding. NCBI's taxonomy places the organism in Eukaryota, Metazoa, Arthropoda, Insecta, Lepidoptera, Crambidae. The record is from RefSeq and is a predicted model, not a curated record. The transcript is spliced from 3 exons. The coding region runs from base 102 to 1562 and encodes 486 amino acids.
UUUCGCUCACUCGGUUCUCGAACGUUAUGAAUUAGUCUAUGGUGUGGAAACUUCUGAUCGGAGUUUGGUUUUUGUCUCUGGAUUUUUGAGGUUACAAAGCAAUGGAACAGAUCACAAAGUACUUAAUCAUCAUCACGUCCCUCAUGACCGUAAAGCUAACAAUAACAGAGAGCAAAAACGAGACCAAACCGAAAAUCGAUCGCAGGUACUACGUGCCGCUUUUCAUCAACGUUUGCGAUAUCGAGGACCGGAGAUCGAAAGUGCAUUGCUACUGCGACAGUAAUAAACCAAAGAUGGCGACUAAGGCCGACUGUUGGGUGUUCGCUGGAGGAAUAACAGAAGACGACCCCAUAUGGCCCAGCUUUUCGUCACAAUCUGAAAUAGAACAUCUGAUGUUCAACGUAAGAUCCGACGACGCCCUCACUUUCAUUCCCGCCAAAGCUAUCGUGAGACUCGACAAAUUGAAACACGUGUCGAUACAAUUCGGAUCCAUAGACGUCAUCCCGCCCUACGCAUUCACAAACUCAUCCACAAUCAAGCAAAUUGUUUUGAAAUCAAACAAAAUUACUACCUUAGAGAAACACUCAUUCGCUCAAAUGAUGAUGCUGACAAAUCUAAGCCUAGAAGACAACUUAAUAGCAGAACUGCGAAGAGACGUAUUCUUCAACUUACCGAACCUACACGUCUUGCACUUAUCUAAUAACAACUUGAGUUUGAUCCACGAAGGAUGUUUCAAGCACUUGAAUAAUUUAAUAGAGUUGAGAUUGGAUUACAAUUACAUAUCAGUGAUGACGAAGGAAACUUUGGAAGGCUUGGAGAAUCUGUCGAGGUUGAACUUGAGGAAUAAUAAAUUGACAAUGAUUGGCAAUUUGGCGUUCAGUGAGUCUUGGGGGUUGAAGGAGUUGAUGCUUGACAACAACGCCAUUGAGUACAUUUCGGACCGAGCGUUCGGCGGGCUCACUCAGCUGAGAAAGCUGACGCUGUCUGGUAAUAGAUUGACGACUUUCUACGAGGAUUUGCUCGAAGACAUAAACAGUCUUGUUGUCCUGGAUUUACGGGAUAACAUUCUGGAGACUGUCUCGUACGAGUCAGUGCGACCGGUCGUGGAAAACGAAAAGUCCGCGUCUGUAGCAGUUUAUUUGGAUGGUAACCCACUCAACUGUAAUUGCCGUCUAUCCUGGAUAUACGCGCUCCGCAACGAGACGAAGGACGGGACUCUGAAGCACGCCCUCGAAAAAAUAUCAUGUAUCGAAGACCCUAUCGAUAGGCACACAAACACACAGGAGACCGAAGACGUGGACAACACUAAUGUCCUCUCCGACGAUAGCUACGAUUACUACGACAAAAAUGAUGAGUAUGAUGUCAAACCAAAAACAACUGCAAAAAAGUUAAUCGACAUACCGCUAGAAACUUUGCCGUGCCCGAAAGAAAUUAUGCAAUCGAUAGAAGAGUCGUACGGACACCCCGUGCAAAACGAAAUUAGGUUGAAAGCUUUCUCGGCAGUUGGCAGGAUAGUACCUAAUUCGAUCCUGACUGCGAUACUAGCGCAACUGCUGUUUUAAACAUAAGUGGAUAUGAAACAAAGAUAUUUGUGAUAUUAGAUGUUAAUGUUAAAUUUAUGUCGUGUACAUUUCUUGAAUUGUGUACCUUAAUGUAAAUGUUGAUCUCGACACAAAUGUAAAUAUAAGUCACACUUACUUGUAUUGUACAAUUAGGAUUGUUUGAAAAUAUUUAUUCUUUACUUCUGAUAUCAACUGUUAAUAGUCAUAUUGUUGCUAAAAUAGGUCACAACUUUAGUGUACAUGCAUCACAUAAAAUUCUAGUUAAAUUAUAGUAUUUAUUCCUGUUGUCUUAAAAUUGUUUUUAGAUACAGAAUAGAUGAAAAAUUUUAAAUGAAAUACGACGAAUUCAACUUUGUACAUUUUAUGAAGUUUGCGAGUAAAUAUAAGUAAAAAGUACAAAAACUGGAACGAACGGCUUUUCCUUAUUUGUCAUUGUGCUCCCAAACAGCCUGGCAACACAUAAAAAAUAAUAAAUGAGCAUACAAAAAGUUACGAGAAAUCUUCGGUAAAACAAACAGGGCCCUUGGAACUGUUUCACUUUCUGCAUAAAUUUGUUACCACUCUGUCGCGUUGAAAUUAACAAAAUUUGGAUUAUGUGACACUCAAAUGAACUAAAAGUUCACAUGUAAAUAAUUACUUUUGUCGUACAUACUUUUAAUGUCGUGUAUUUUAAAUUAAUUAACACGAUGUUAAUUUGGAUUUUAAUGAACAAAGUCACUCGGUAAAAGAUUUAAUUAUACAAAGCUCACUUAGCUUGAUUAAAAGCCUUUAUUGUCUAAAUGUGGCUUUCAAAAAGAAAUUAUUGUUAAACGAAUUAUAAUAAUAUUAUUAUGUAAAAUAAUUGGAUAAAUUCAAAUAUUUAAUUUUACCUUUUCACGUGUACACGUAUUUAAACCUAGCUUUGGAAUUUGUACUUGUUUAAAUGAAAAGCCUGUUCGAAUAUUUACUUUUAUAAGGUAAUUUUUAAUUAAGCUUUAUAAACCAUGUGCGUGGCUUAAAUACACAAAACCAAACAUACAAAAAUAUUCUUUCAAAAUUAUUUUACGUUCCAGGAAUAACUGCUUCGAUAUUUUUUUAGUACACAUUGUAAAGGUACAUGUCGUUGUACUAUUUCUGUACUGUUGUUAUACUGCUGAAAGUUAUACAGGAUGGCUUAAAAACUGCCAAUAAACAUAAAAUCGAACGCUUGCCGUGUACUCGUGUAUCCGUAUCGCAGCAUGUAAACAUAACACGAAACAUGAUUCUACUUUGUAUCUACAAUUUAAGCUCACUCUACACAGUAAACUUUUUUUGUU